AUGUCAAGCAGUCGAAACAGCCUCACAAGUGGCCACCCACCCUCCGCAGGACAGGGCAUAGAUCUUACUGGUAUCACGAAUCUCCUCACCGGCGGAGCUGAUACGAAGAUUAUGAACAUAAACUUUUCUUGCACGACAACUUAGUCAGAAGCCUUAGCUGGUCACAGUGUAGAGUGGGCAAUAGCAACCUAUCCUAUCCUAAGCGUUGUAAUUAAUAUGCUUUUUUUGAGUUGGUUAGAAGCCUUAGCUGGUCAAAGUGUCGUAUUUGAUAGGCUUUUUAUGAUGUACGUUCAUCAUCCUUUAGACCUUCCACGUUUCUUCUUUUCUUCCACCCUUUCUUCAUGAUGGAGACAUGGCAAGUACGCGUGACUCGAGUGGCAUUGACGAAAGGUAACAGGCCUGUAGUCGCGCAUGAAAUACCGAUAUAUGUCGCAUUACAAGAUGUGGAGUCUGUUGCGGUGCCUCGAGGAGCAUUAUUAUGGCUCACGAAGGGAUGAAAAGACCAGUCGUUUUUGUAAGGAAUUAACUUAUAGAAGCGCAUCCUAUCUGGUGCCGGUGCGAAUAAUUUAUAGUAAUCAUUCUUAUCUUGACUCGCUGCAUUUCCUGAAGAAGAAACCCGUUCUUUGUGGUGUAGCAAAGAGUUAACUGAUAUCAAUGUAGGUAGCACCUCCGAGUGCUGUCUCCUUCAUAGGAUGCUACUCGGAGAAUUUAGGAUUCUACAACCAUUCAGAGAGGACAGAGUAAGUAUAAAAUAGAAGAUGCAAGUACUACUUGUACUUACAUAUUUAUAGCAAUCAACAUUCUUAUCUUUCAUCCGGAUUCUCUCUUAUUCUUAGGAUUCUACUCGGAGUGAGGAAAACAAGUUUUAAUUGCUAACCUGAGACUGCCUGCAUUUCUCGGCUCUUAUCUCUUGCUUACCAGUUAUUUAGAAAAUGAAUCUUCAUCAUCUCAUCUAAGGUUACCUCCAGCUCCAAAGGAGAGCCCGUCCUCGUCCAGCAGCUCCUCUUCUUCCAACAAGGAAAGCAAAGCACUUCACAACGAUGGCGCGGAGACUAGUACCGCCGCGGGUGAGGAUUCCUCUUCGUCAAAAGUCGGGGAUUCGAGAAGUACGUCCUCCUCGAUUACGGAACAUUAAUUAAUAUCAUUAGCUAAAAAAUAAGACUUUUGACUAUCUAAGGAUCACAAGCUUAAUAUCAUUAGCUAGUUGUACAUGAAUGUGAACUUGACGAAGUUUCUAAAUCUAAUGCCACGCACCAGGUGGCACCUACUUAGUACGGUGUCGACAUAGGAUGCAUAUGCCUGUCAUAGAAACUCGUCUUUAUGCAGUCGUGCACUUCUUGAAAGCUGCACCGUGUGACUUUCUGUGCUGGGCGCUGGGGGGCGCAGGUGGAGCUCAAGCCCCCUAGGCCUGACCACACCCCUCUCGCAGUUUGAUCGGAAACAUUUGCAACCGAAAAAACACACCCUUAGAAUACCUGUAGAUACAUUUACUCCUUAAAAACCUCGAGCUCGUUACAAACAAUAAGUACUGAAGAAAGUCUGCUGGUCUCCUUGGUAGAGGCCGUCUAGUCCAUCGAUUAUUAUGUUGAGACGCGACGUAAAUCUAAAUCAUUAACGAGAGUUCCUUCGUCCCUUUCUAAUAAAAGCGCGGCAGAGACCUUGGGGCCUACGGACGACGACUUCUGCUGUCCAGAGGUCGUUGAUUCCUCAACCUCAUCCUCCGUGGGUAACGCUUCCUCUGCGUAAGGCUUCCACUAUUGUUCUACUUAGGUGACUGCUUAUUUUUGUAUUUGAGCUGCGGCUCCAGCCCUUCCUUUAACAUGGCAUAAGAGCAGUGUUUCUGGCGACCUUCAUUAUUCUUCGAGUAGGAAAAGAACCUUUCUUAUAAUCUUAAAUCUUUGUCAUUCUUUCUCUAAUAUGCAGAGGCCGAAAGUAGUACCACGGCUACAGAGGAAGGGACGACACCUCAGCAAACUCCGGAUCAGCAACUCCUUUAUCGGACAAUCAGUGUCCGAAAUCAAGGCGUGCCAUUUGAGGACAAAACCGGCCACGAGCGAGACGGCCUACUAACUUACACCUGGUCACGGGGACCCCUCAUUCGGAGCUGUUACUUUCAUUUAUGCGCUCGGCUACUCCUGCACAUACUUAUUCUGAUUUGAUGUGCGUUAACAACUACAAGGAAAUAAACGCGCGAUCAUUUUCAUCGUCCAAUAGGAAAUGUCUUCCUCUACGACAAUCAUGAAUUUCCUAUUUCCGAUUCGUUUCCCUUACAAUCAGAAGUUAUUUGCAAGAUCAUCAAUAGGUACACAGCACACCCAUUUCCUGCACUUUUCUUGCUCUACUUCAUGACCACCGCACAAAAUGGGACGCUUACAAGCCAUCGAGAAGAAUUAUCAGACCUAUUGCUCGAAAGAAUGCCUUAUAAAAGGGUGGUCUUCAAGGGAAGCGCUUGCCAAAGCCGAUAUCCGGACGCUGGGCCUCACGGAAUGCAAUGAACCAUGUAAUUUUUAUUGCAUCCCCUGAUGUGCAGGAUCCAUAACCUAACCUAACCUCUGUGGUUCCAAGAUGAUUUUGAUUCUUCCAAGAUCAAACUCCCAUAGAAUUUUUAUGGUCAUGAUGAUAAGUAAUUGAAGCAUCCAACAUUGUUGUAUUCUUCCAGCUUUCCUUCUGCCUUCUCUUUUGUACUUUUUUUUUGUACAACCAGGCUUGCACAUCACACUGACACCUAUUCUUGACUAUCUGUGCCUUUUUGAAUUUGACUUCAUCCACUUUUUCCUGUUCUAUACCACUACAGCUGAUUUCUGGGCGCAUGUUGUGCAUACGAGAGAGACGUGGGAGGUGGUGGGCAGAGAAAAGGCGUAUAUUCCAACAAAAGAGGACGUUGGGCAUCCGUUGAGGUUAGACGUCGAGCCCUGGAGGCCAGAAGGCGCAGACCUGAAUCCUGCGGAUAAAAAGAGCAUAAUCACGGGAACGGUUUUGGACAAGCCACACGAAGCUCGAACCAGAAGUAUGCUUAGUUACACCAGCUACGACGGAGCAUGGCUGCAUCAACAGUUCAAAGUAUUAUCAGAAAUAAUGAGCAUGGCUGCAACUGCAUCAACAGUUCAACAAAGUAUCCUAUUACUUAGCAAAAGAUAUAUAACUUUCAUUUUCAUCUGAGUCCUCUGAUAUUGUUGCACUAUAGUACAUAAGUACCUAUGUGGAUAAUUUUUUCUAGCAUUACAUCACUUACAUUCUCUAACAAAUGUUCAAACAUAACAAGGUGCUGUAGACUUUUCUUCAAUGUGGUAGGUCCUUUUUAUACAAUGACAGAGUUUAAUAUUUAAAGACUGUUCUUUUCUUACCCUUUCCACCCUUAGCUACCCUUUCGACCAUCCCACAUCCGAAGAAUCACUCAUUACAUUUUCCAGUUAAUGAACUGGAAUAUCGUGGCCUCUACAAAUCACUCAUUUUCCAGUUAAUGAACUGGAAUAUCUUGGCCGACCAGUAUUGUACCGAGAGCCAGUAUCCUUACUGUGAACCUUGGGUCCUCAGUUGGGAUUAUAGAAAGCAGUUGAUACUCCAAGAUUAAGGCUCCUCACUGUAAGUCAAAUCUUGAGAACAUGGCGGGAGGACAUUAGACAACCUACAAUCUAGUAAGUUCAUUCAUCAUCAUCAUCAUCAACCUCGAGAAGAAGCAUCUUUCUUUGGCCCGUUUCCUUUGUAAGGGACCAAAACCCUCACUGUAAAUCUUCUUGAGAACAACACACGUCUCAAGAAAGAUGCUUCUUGUCAAGAUUUGUUGUAAAAAGAAUAUCAGUGUACUCUGGUCUUCCUCGGUCCAUCUGAGUGCUGUUGUGGUCCUAACUCAAAAAAAAAAUGUGGACUGCGGUCCAUGGCGAGAAACGGGAAAACCCACUUGAACUUGAGCUUGAAGCUCCUUCCUCGGUCCAUCUCAUUAUUUGAAGCUCUAAUAAGAGAUACGAAGCAUAGCCGCUGACAUAGUGACGCUGCAAGAGGUAGAGCAAGACAUAUACUGGACAUGGUUAAAAGACGAGAUGGAGAAGGACGGAUACGAAGGACGCUAUCAAGGUAUUCACUAUAAAUACUUAGCUUGUACCAAGAUUCAAAGUACCAUAUGCCUAUGACUAUGAGGGAUCAUGCACAGAAUCGAAUUAAGUACCACAAGCGAGUUACUGACUGAAAUAAGGGAGGUAGCUUAACAUCAAGGCUACUCAUCUUCCUUCUCAUCAGUAUCUCCCUUAUUUUCAGUAGUUACUUGCUUAUUUCAGUUUUUCGAAUACUUAGUCUGUACCAAGAUUAACAAGUACCAUAUGCCUAUGACUAUGAGGGAUGCACAGGAGAAUAGAAUUAAGUACCACAACUCUCUAGAGGACAGGUUACCGUUUCUACCUAUACAUAGAAGCUACCAAUUACUACAACCGGGUAAUUUUUCCUCGACGUCGAUUUAGCCUCACCCCAACUACAUCAUGAUCGAUGGCAUUAAGGGUAAAAAUGUAAUGACGAAUUACGACCCGACUAUUCAGAGAUCAUCUUUAUUUCUCUAUGUCUAGUACUGCCGCACAUAAGACACCGCCAUGAUACUACAGAGAAAAAGCGAGAGCCAAUAUUUGUGCGGGGUCGCUAUUGCCUAGAGGGUUGCGCAACAUUUUGGAAGACCAAUCGGUUUAGCGAGAUUCAUACCGAAGUUUGUGACUUCGAUCUGGAAACACAGAACAACUUUCGGAACAUCUACGACACCGUCUCCAAUGUCCAGCGGCUGAGCAAGUUACGAAAAUAAUAGCAGCUAUUACUUUGUCAAUCAUGAUCAUGUCAAUGAAUGGGUCUGAUGUGCUUGUAGUUACCUCUACUUAAUGUUUUUAGAGUAAGAGCUAGAGCACUAGGUAAAAAGUUCGAUAGUGUGAGGUAUCAGCCGAGGAAACUUCAGGUUUGAUUUGAUAAGAAUAGAAUGUCGUCAAAUUCUUGAGGACUUUGUGAUCCUUGAGACAAUCCUUGCGACACAGACACUCCUCUAAUCAAGGGAAACAUCGCGCUGUUAGUGGUCCUGGAGGACAAGCGGAUGAAGACGCGGGAUCCCAGAUUGAGAGGACCGAACGGCGGAAAUAGGCUGGUCGUGUGCAACACGCAUAUCAUCGCAUCUGCUGACAGCACAGAUAUCAAAAUGCUACAAUCGACGAUACUCUUAGAGAGACUCAAGCACUUCCAGCACAUACCACAUCUCAUCUGCGGCGAUUUUAACUCAACGCCAGAUAGUGCGGUAUAUUUUUUAAUUAGGCUGCUCAACCCAGUACUAGAGUUGAUUCUUUUCUAUUGUGUGCAAUUGGGGAAGGAAACUCAUCACAAAUUUUCACGUUUUUCAUCAGGUCUACGAGCUCCUCUCACGAGGACAGGUCGAUUUGGAGCAUGCGGAUGUCAAGAAUAGCGACAAAUUUAAGCUUGUGGAAGCGCUAGCACGGAACAGGGGCCUCACGCACAACUUGAAGCUUCUCUCCGGGUACCAAGACCUAGUUGUAUGCUGAGUGGAGGUUAGUACUAAAAGACUGAACUACCUCAAUAAAUCCAUUAGACCAUAUGGAUAAGGAGGGCACAUGACAUGCCAUCACUUUGCUGCAAAUGUUUUUUUCUCGAUUUUCGCGAUUUGGAUUUUGGACGGUUUCAUGAUCGAAGACAUGUAGUUACUAGUUCGAGUGACAAGCAACUGUUGAUUUUGAUAAUUGAUAUUCAUCAUCUCUGAGUGACUCUGACUCACUACUCAUCUUCAGGUAUGAGUCGGUGGAGAAAAAGGAGCCGCUAUAUACAAAUUACACCGAGAAUUUCAAGGGAACACUAGACUAUGUGUGGUUUUCUGCGGAGACAUUGUCCUUGCUAGCUAUUUCCAAAGUGGACGACGAAGAGGCCCUGCUCGAGGAAGCAGCACUGCCAAGCAGCACGCGGCCUUCCGACCACAUCUCGCUCGUGGUAACGCUUUUGUACAGCACAGAGGAGCUAGGACGCAUAAAAGAGAUCAAACAGGGACAAAUCCAAAUGGUCGCGGAGAAUCGGAACAAAGUGAAAUUAAUGGCACGACCGAGUGGCACUCAUACGACGUUUAGCGGUGCCCCGCAACCUCCCUUGCAGCAUGCGCACUCCCACCACGGGAGUGCUUCCGGUAGUUCAUUGCGAGGACAGCACCAGCAUCCAGGCCACCUCCCAGGCGGCGGUCUCAGCUCCGCGAGUUCCUUGCCGUUGACGCACCAUCACAGCACGGGGUCGCUACACCAGCACGAGGGGCCGCCAGGAAGCAGCAACAGCGGGAGCAGCAGUGGUCUGAUGCAGGCGCACCUGGGAGGCAUCGGGCUUCAUCCAGGCGGCUCGCUCAGUGGCGGCGGAUCCGCACGCAGCUCUUCCAGUGGCGCUCACUUUCACCACCCACGUGGAGGAGAUGGGCCUGCGCAAAUGGGCCAGCAGCACCACCCUCAUCGCGGCUCACUAAGCAGCCAUCAGCUGCACAACAUGCAGCACGGUCCUCCCGGAGGACACGUCGUUGGUCCACCCGCAGGUGGGCCGACAGGCCAUCCCUCAUCCGCAAGGGGUCACUACCAACCCCACGUUUUACCAGGGGAACCACCCGGUGGAAAAAUGUCGGCUGCUGCGCCUCCAGGAAGUGCGGCUCGCGGCAUGCCACCAGGAGUCCGAGGAAAUCCAGGAGCCGUGGGUCCUAGCGGCGCGGGCGGCAUGCCUCCAGGAGUCCGAGGGAAUCCAGGAGUCCGAGGGAAUCCAGGAGCCGUGGGUCCUAGCGGCGCGGGCCAGCCGCCUGCGGGAAUGCACCAGCCCCCGCAUUCGCGCGGUGUUGGAGGGUCGUCUCAUAAUAUGCAGCAUCUUGGAGGACCCUCUACUUCUGGCGGUCCUGGUGGGUUACAACACGGUGCCCCGGGAAUGGAGCUUGGUGGAGCAGGUGCGGGUAGCAAUCGCUCGUCGAUAAUGAUGCGGACAUUAAGGCUAGCUACAAUAAAUAUUAAAUGCAUCUUCACAGUUGAGUUCACAGGGGGCAUCUUCCUUCGUUGUAGUCCUCCCUGUGUUUCUGAAGGGGUGGAAAAGAAAAAGGGUGCGCAGAUGCUCUUGCAGAUGGAUUUAUGAAAGAUCUAAGGACAUCCUCUGGCAGCAUAGGACCGCCUCCCGGAAGCGCUCCUGGACCUUCUGGCGGCAUAGGAGGUCCUCCCGGUGCCAAAGGCAGUCUCGCGGGUCCGCAUAGCGCUCCGCACAUGAUGCCAGGCGGAGGAGGACACCAGAGUUUGCAGAAUGGAGGCAAACAUCUGAACGCGAACGCGGUAGCGUUUGUGCCGGGACGUGGCUUCGAGGCCAGAGCAGGGGGUUUUGAUCCGGGGUCCUCUUCGUCCACGCCAGCUCCCAGAGAACGACCUUCGACCGCGUCAUCGAGCGGCGGCAACACGAAUACUCUUGUCUUAAACGGCGUGCUCAACAACACGAAGGGCAUGCCGCAUGCGCACUCCGGGAGCCCGCUGCAGCAGACGGGAGGCGGGAACAACAACAGCAGCGGAGGCGCUGGUGGAGGAGGUGGAAACAAUAGCUGCGCGACAAGCAUCAGCGGGACUACGUCUUCCACGCCAGUGCCUAUGCGGGGCCCCAGUGGCAGACGACUAGUACCGCCUGAUAGCAGUUCCUCAACUGGUAUGGGAGAUCCCCACGGCGGAGGCGGACCCAAUGCGACUUCAUCUGCCUCCUCUGUUAAGGCUCACAAAAAUUCAAAAAUUCAUCUUGAAGAGAAGCAUCUUUCACCCCUUUUCUAAGGGGAAAGAGCGACGAAGAUGCACUUGUUAAAGAUGAAUAUAUGAGUCAUAUAUGCGAGGUCUAACUCUAGAGGCCUCGCACGGCAGCCAUCAGGGUCCGUAGCUAGUACAUCAUCGUCGUCCAAACACUUAGGCUCUUCCUCAGCCCCCUCAGCGCCGAGCAACAUGUGGGACCAGCACCAUCACCCAAAUUUUAAGGCUGUACUUAUAAAUAUUUAUAUUAUACAUUUAUAUAUCAUAAUAUAUUAUAUAUUUAUACAUUUAUCUAUGCGUUCUUCACCUCGUGUAAGAUAAGAUUUUUCACUUUUUAAGGAUCACAAGACAUUUAUGCGUUCAUCUGAGAUACAUACUUCUAUCCUGACUUCUAGAAACAUCGAUCUGAGAUACUUCUAUCCUGACUUCUAGAAACAUCGAUCUGAGAUACUUCUAUCCUGACUUCUAGAAACAUCGAUCUGAGAUACUUCAAUCCUGACUUCUAGAAACAUCGAUCUGAGAUACUUCUAUCCUGACUUCUAGAAACAUCGAUCUGAGAUACUUCAAUCCUGACUAGAAAAUAGAUAAUUUCCCUUUGAAAGAAGAAGUACAGGAGCUACAGGGAAGUCAGUCAUAUUUUAUACUAACGAAUGAUCCUUCGAAUUCAACAAGUCUUGAACAAACUGAAACUACUGUAUGAAAGAUGGUGGAGAAAAUGAAAAAUCAUCAAUCGCCUACCAUCUCUAAGACCUCCAUGCCAGGUGCGCUUCAUUCCAUGCCAGGCUCACUAUUAAGGCUCAGCUUUCAUUGGUCGCCAUUUAGAUUGGAGUCACUGAGAUCGAAGAGGCGCCCCUUGGAAGAACAGGGGAAAACCAAGGGAAAACAAGGAGAGGGGUGUGGGGCCCUUUCCGUCCAGAGUCAGUGACCAAUGAAUGCUGACCUUUAAGACUACCGCCAGAAGCCCACUCCCAGGGGCCUUCCGGGUCUGCGUCUGCAGGAUCCCUGCCACAUCCACACCUCGCUGGAAAGAGUCAAGGCAUUGGAGAUCACUCACAUCCAGGGCUGAACGCGAACCUCCUGAACAACAGCAACCUCAACAACUACGGCUUCGCACCGGGUUCGAGGCCCGGGGGACCAGAACAGCAAAGAGGAAUGAUGCCGCAACCUGGCUUCAUGCUUGGAGGACUCGGCCCAGGCAGAGUAGCAAACAAUCGUGAGGUACUUUUGUCUAGAAGACUCAUUCGUAAAUGUAGUUGUUACUACACCACCCUUCUUUAUAAUUUUUUUGUUCGUGUAAGAAUCAGGGACUUCUACGGACAACCUCUUAUGCUGUAUGUUCGUGUAAGACGUCGCUGUUCUUUUAGAUCAGAUACAGAUUCAGAAUGCGAACGAGCAGAACUCGUUAUUUUUUUUCGCUCGUCCUCCUCUCGUUCGGUAUUUUAGUGAUAGUCGAACUAUAAUAGUCGUACAUUCAUCAACAUAGCGAAAAAUUUCGUCUUCUCAUCUCAGGGCCCAGCACCCGGAGGAUUGAUGCGGAAUGAUGUGAAGCCACAAAGCGUAGACCUGAUGGAAACGUUCUUGAGGCAAAACGGCGAGAAGCGGAAGAAUAAGAUGAUGAAGAACUCGAAAGAGAGCAACAAUUCGACCCAUUCUGUUAUGCUCCAGUUUAACCUUUUGCCUACUGGAAAUGGUAUUACUCGAAAACUCAAAAUAAGCGAGUUACUGACUGAAAUACGGGAGGUAGCUUAACAUCAAGGCUACUCAUCUUUCUUCUCAUCAGUAUCUCCCUUAUUUUGCUUAUUUCAGUGUUUCGAAUACAACAAUAGAAGUCGCCAGGGAAAUCUGAAGCAGAUUGCCGAGGAGGUUCGCGUUCGCGUCAUCAUUACACCAAUGAAUAGAUACCAUAACCAUGAAGAACUUGUGCAAAUAUUACAACGUAAACAAGUAGCUCGUCCUCGUUCUAGUAGUGCAAGAAACACCACACUAUCACUAGGAAAGGCUACCUGCGCACUCUAACUCUAACUCUAAAUCGAACGGCAAUGCGGGAGGAGGGAAAAUUUCGCGGAUGAGUAGUGCAUCCAAUUCCAAGCAAGGUGGGGCACCUGAGCAAUUUGGUGGAGCGUCACGUGGACCCGGCCCACCGGAUACGAGCCCACACGAGAACACUGCGCGCGGAGGGCAACACUCGAUGCUAUCCUCGAGGCCUCCCCAACAACAGUUUGGUGCAGCACCAGGAGGGGGGAAAGGUGGACCUCCUGGGGGAAUGAUGCUGAGUGGCAAUACUAAGGCUUCCCAUAAUGAUCCAUCUUCAGGAGAUCCAUCUUCUUCAUAAAGGGUUUAGCUUUAGUCUUCAAGGGCAAGGGGAACAGGACACACUUCUGCUGGAACUGUUUUGUCCCCCGCCCAUUAGGGUAGUAGAACUAAUCGGGACACCAUGACGUUGUUGAUGAUGAACAGGAUAUAAGGACGGUAGUUCCCAAGAUGGAUUACGGUGAGUUCUAAUAAUGGUGCUGGUCCAGCAGGUGGUAGUGGCCAGAUAGUUGUUCCGCGGGCCAUUGGUGGGACCGCAACAGGCACAGGGCCCCCACCGUGGCCGCCAGACUCGGUGGGUCGCUCGCCGGAUGGCGGUCCGCUCUCGGCGCGUACCACCGAUCGACGUCCCAUGAUCCUGCAGCGUGGAGGGGCACUAGGAUUAAGGCUCGUUACACUGAUUCUCAUUUGUAGUCCACCAUCCAGUGGUCAGCAUUUUCUUCCGUCUUAAACAUCUUCCUACUAGGUUUGUGAAAGUCCCCUCUUCACACAAAGUCAACAUUUUCACACAAAGAGAGUAGUUUUGCGCUCUAAUAGGAGCGGCAGGCGGGCCUCCGGGAACGGGAGGAGCUCCGGGACCUAACGCAUCGCAAAUGCAUAAAGGCAGUGGACCCCCGCUCGCAAUGGACAGUGGCCAUAGUGGUCGUCCGGGAGAUCCACAAGGGAAUGGUAUUUGUUUACAGUUCAGAUAUGUCUUUUGGAAGGAAUUUAUAAGCACGACUACUACAACAAGAACAUUUGCAUUUCAUAUCCUGAAUACCCUGAAUACAACACGUUGUUGAACAACGACUAGAAAAAUUUAGGAGCCUCAAUGAUACAUCGAUCAGGCUCAUCUAAUCCGGGAGGACGCGGAGGUCCGACCUAUGCCACGCCAAAUAAUCAAUUGCUCAGUCUCGUGUCGCAGCAACAACAACUUCUAGCUCAACGGCGAUGACAACGAACUUGAGUCUGCUUGAUUUUUUCAUAGUGAAAUAAUACUAGAAUACAAAUACCUCCUUCCUGGAGAAGGUCCUCCUUGUCCUCUCGUUUUUUCUAUCCUACGAAAAGUAUCCUAGAUGGCGUGUAACGAGUUGUAUGGAGUGGGUAAGAAAAGUGCACGGAAUUAUGACGGGGCUUCAUAGUAUUAUGUAUGAUUUAAUAUACCAUGUGAAGAUAGAUUGUCUUUGUCUCUUGAACUUGUUCUCUGUGUCGAUUGCUUCUCACUUUUUCUUGAUCUAAGAUGUUUAUAGCUGGACCACUGGUAGCAGAAUUACGGCUACCUUGAACGUUCACCUUCGCUUGUAACUACAACAUGAUCUUCAAUCAUUUUUUCAUCGUUAUUCCACAGAGUAAAACUAUGUAAUUUUUAUAUCUCUCUUUCUCAUCUCAUAUUAUCACAGGUUGGUUUUGGUCGUUGUUCUCUCAAAAUUUUUUCUUAAAAAGCAGUUUUAGUUUUUCCUUGAAAUCGUUUGUUAUUGUUGAAAUUGAAAACUUGGAUGUUGCGAUUCACUUUGUACUAGAUUCACUUUCUACUAGAUUGAACUACAACAAUCAACAUGUUGAACGAAAGUCGUGAAGUCGAAAGUCAAGCUGAUCCCUUCUUAAGCAUUUUAUUGAAGAAUUCUGAUAGAACUAUGAGUGAUCGUGAUAGAAGAUCAAGCUACUUAAGAAGCAGCCAAGGAGUAGCGCUCAUGUGAGCACCGAAAUCGAUACUUUCUAGCAUGCUAAUUGCCCGUUGUCAUCGGUCGAAGUAAACUACAUUUUAAAUCUACUACCUAAAAAGGUAAUAUCAAUCAUCUACUUCCUUGUGGAGGUUGUAGAAGAUGUAAAUUUGAAGGCUUCGCCUAAUCCAUCUUCGGAAGCGCCUUGAAGCUGUUUCAUAAGGGGAAAGGAGCUGCAAGAUGCGUCCCAAGAUGGAUAAGGGUGAGGUCUAAAAAUUGUCCGCCAUGAUCAAGGUCAGUCGAAGCGGCCACACUGUCCUCACUAAUGUUAAUGCUAUGUAAGAAAUGAUUUCCUCGACGUUUUUUAUCGCAUCCUUCUUGAUGUUGUAGCUUUCUCUGAAAUUCAAUCAAUUUGAUGUUGCUUGUAUUUCCUGGUAGUUCGACGUUUAUUCUGACAAGAACAACGACUUGUUCCUAUGUUAGUCAGUAAGCAGAUUGUACUUAUCUACUUGUGUUGUUGCCACAACUACUUUGAAUCAUCACCAUCAACUUACUCGUUGUCUUCUAUCUCAGCCACGUGACUUAGGGCAGACCUUCUAGGACUAGAUCAUAUUGCUCCUGCUUGUAUGAGUUUGUCGGAUGACCUUUUUCUAUUCAUCUUUCAUUCCUUGUUUUCUUAAUAUUGCGAUGUGGUAGCAGGAUGCUUGUAUUAUUUUCAGAGAAAUGAGAUUGAUAAAUGUAGCAGGUUCGUUCGUUCAUUCAUCACAAUAUAGCUGCAGUAUUCGUUUCAUCCUCAUGGACGAUCAUGCUUCAGGCAACCAUAGUUGCGCUCCGACACAGCCAGCACGCGGCAGAACUAUCCUUUUACAGUUACUACGAGUCACGAACAACACCUCUAUGAUCCGUUGAUCAUUGAUCGUUCAUCAAGAGCAGGAGGCUAUUUACGCACAUGUUGAUAUUCUGGUAGUAUUCUUUGUGUUCAACAUUAAGGAAGAACAACAAUAUGAUUGCAUCAGGCAACUGAACAAGGUGUCCUUGAGGGUUUUCUCCACACGCUAAAGUGUGUGUGCGAGAUGAAUAGUUGUGAAUCUAUUUGGACAAAGACUUUGCAGCAAAGGCUCUGGAUGAAGCAC
Amoebophrya sp. A25 is the source of this 12843-nucleotide messenger RNA. The record is from the annotation of a GenBank genome assembly. Lineage: Eukaryota; Dinophyceae; Syndiniales; Amoebophryaceae.